AUGACUGAAAUUCGUCUUCGAAAAACUGCUACAGGAACACGGAGAAAUGAAAGCGACCGUGAAAUUUAUCGUACACCAUCAAAACAAACAAGAAAACACCAGCACAUAAUCUGCAACGCUUACCACACCGCGCUGCGAAGGAAAAACUUACGGGAAA
Messenger RNA from Ambispora gerdemannii, 157 nucleotides. The record is from the annotation of a GenBank genome assembly. Lineage: Eukaryota; Fungi; Glomeromycota; Glomeromycetes; Archaeosporales; Ambisporaceae.